Molecule: messenger RNA, 1722 nt
Organism: Penicillium olsonii
Lineage: Eukaryota; Fungi; Ascomycota; Eurotiomycetes; Eurotiales; Aspergillaceae
Source: the annotation of a GenBank genome assembly
AUGUCCACAUUCGACUUUGUUGUCGUCGGAAGUGGCCCGUCCGGUAGUGCCCUCGCCGCCGGCCUCGCCAACUCAACCGCCAAGCCUCGUGUGCUCCUCUUGGAAGCCGGAGACGCCCAAGAGGACCGUAACCUGCGCGUGGACGGCCAGCGAUGGACCACUUUCACAGACCAGUCGAUGAACUGGGGCUUCAAGACCACCCCGCAGCCGGACUGCGCCAACCGGGAAAUUGACUACAGUCGAGGCCGCUGCAUGGGUGGUUCCAGUGCCAUCAACUUCGGCGUCUACAGCGUCGGCGCCCGAGACGAUUACCAGGAGUGGGCUCGUAUCGUCGGUGAUAACGAAUUCGCCUGGCCGAGUAUUCAGCGCCGCUUCAAGGCCCUGGAGACUUUCCAUGGUCAGAUUCCGGACGGAAUCGAUAGCAAGUAUGCGGAUCCUAAGACCAGACAUCAUGGCAGCGAGGGGCCUUUGCAUGUUGGCUUUGCCCGCGAGUGGGAGCGUGAUUUGACCGAUGUGCUGGAUGUCUUUGAGGAAGCUGGCUUCCCUUUGAACCCGGAUCACAACUCUGGAAACCCAAUUGGUAUGUCGGUUUUGAUCAACUCCGCACACAGAGGUCUGCGCUCCAUGGCGAGUGAUUUGACCAAAGACAAGCGGGACAACUUGACCAUUAUCACUGGCGCACCCGUGCAGCGCGUGCUUCUGGAGGGAAAGAAGGCCGUGGGUGUCGAGUCGAACGGAAAGAAAUACUACGGCAAAGUGGAAGUCAUCCUCUCCGCAGGCUCACUGAACGACCCCCGCAUCCUGAUGCACUCAGGAAUCGGCCCAGCAGCCCAACUCCAGCAAUAUCAGAUUCCAGUCGUGCACGACGCCCCCGCCGUCGGCCAAGGUCUACGCGACCACUGCUUCGUGCCUAUGGUCAACACCCGCACGGAGACAAGCACAGACCGCAAAGCCUUCUACGGCGACAAGGCCGCCAUGGAAGCCGCCCAAAAGCAAUGGCAAGAGGACGGCACAGGACCAUGGGCGAAGUUCGCCUGCGAACUGGGCAUCGGCUGGUUCAAGCUCGCCGAGCAACUCACCUCUUCUCCGGAAUUCAAGGCCCUUCCAGCCGACGAGCAGAAAUACCUUCUCUCAGAGACUGUGCCUCACUACGAAAUCCUGACUCACUUCCCAAUCCACUGGUUCAUCCCUGACUUCCCAGCCGAUGCCCUCAACUACUCCUGCCUACUGGUCUUCUUGUUCAACGCCCAGACCCGCGGCGAAGUCACACUCCAGUCCACGGACCCUGAUGCCCCUCUCUCAUUCAACCCGAAGUUCCUAGCUCAUCCAUUCGACCGUAAGUUGGCUAUCGAGGCUCUGCGUGACUCGUUCCGUGUCGCGAAGCACGCUUCCUACAAGAAGGAUAAUGUUGCUGAGCUGGCUAUGCCGAAGGGCGAGUCUGAUGAAGAGCUGCUAGAGUAUUGGCAGCAGAAUAUCUCGUCUAGCUGGCAUAUGACUGGUACUGUGAAGAUGGGCAAGAAGGGUGAUGCCGAUGCUGUGGUUGAUCAGGACUUCCGCGUCAAUGGAAUUGAGAACUUGCGUGUUGCUGAUAUGUCUGUUGUGCCUGUGCUGGUUAAUGCGCAUGUGCAGUCUGUCGCUUAUGUGACUGGUGUUACCUGUGCGGAGAAGUUGAUCAGGGAGUAUCAGCUUAAUGGCGCGCCCCGGGCAUCCAAGCUUGCCUAA